Messenger RNA from Anarrhichthys ocellatus (wolf-eel), 3119 nucleotides. Its product is annotated as inward rectifier potassium channel 2-like. Gene Ontology annotation, molecular function: inward rectifier potassium channel activity. Gene Ontology annotation, cellular component: plasma membrane. Gene Ontology annotation, biological process: potassium ion import across plasma membrane; regulation of monoatomic ion transmembrane transport. Lineage: Eukaryota; Metazoa; Chordata; Actinopteri; Perciformes; Anarhichadidae. The transcript has a single exon. The coding region runs from base 26 to 1342 and encodes 438 amino acids. The record is from RefSeq and is a predicted model, not a curated record.
GGCCCAGCCCUCCCAGGCGGAAGUAAUGGGGAGUGUGCGAAGCCACCGUUACAGCAUUGUGUCCUCUGAGGAAGACGGCAUGAAGCUGGCCACUAUUGCCGUCCCGAACGGUUACGGGAACGGCAAAGUCAACAAGGUGCACACAGAGCGCAAACAUCAGAGCCGCUUUGUCAGGAAGGAUGGCCACUGCAAUGUGCAGUUUGUCAAUAUGAGCGAGAAAGGCCAGCGGUACCUGGCCGAUAUCUUCACCACCUGCGUGGACGUCCGCUGGCGCUGGAUGCUGCUCAUAUUCUGCCUUUCUUUCCUGCUGUCAUGGUUGUUUUUUGGCUUUGUCUUCUGGGUAGUGGCGCUCUGUUACGGGGACUUAGAGAAUGAGACUCAGAUGUGUGUUUCCAAUGUGGACAGCUUCACCGCUGCCUUCUUGUUCUCAGUGGAGACCCAAACCACUAUUGGCUAUGGUUAUCGCUAUGUGACGGAGGAGUGCCCCAUUGCUGUCUUUGUGGUCGUCUUCCAAAGCAUUGUGGGCUGCAUCAUUGACGCUUUCAUCAUCGGUGCUGUCAUGGCCAAGAUGGCCAAGCCCAAAAAGAGAAAUGAGACCCUGGUGUUCAGCCAUUACGCUACAGUGGCCAUGAGGGACGGUAAACUUUGCCUGAUGUGGCGCGUGGGGAACCUCAGGAAGAGUCACCUCGUGGAGGCCCACGUCCGGGCCCAGCUACUCAAGUCCCGCACCACCGCCGAGGGAGAGUUUAUUCCUCUGGAUCAGGUAGACAUUGACGUAGGCUUCGAUAGUGGAAUUGACAGAAUCUUCCUGGUGUCUCCAAUCACCAUUGUGCAUGAGAUUGACGAGGACAGCCCUUUCUAUGAGAUGAGCAAACAGGAGUUGGAGAUGACAGAGUUUGAGAUCGUAGUGAUUCUAGAGGGCAUGGUGGAGGCGACAGCCAUGACCACUCAGUGUCGGAGCUCCUACGUGGCCAGCGAGAUCCUCUGGGGCUACCGCUUCGAGCCAGUGCUCUUUGAAGAAAAGAACUACUACAAAGUGGACUACUCUCGCUUUGAAAACACGUAUGAGGUUCCCAGCACACCCAACUGUAGUGCCAGGGAACUAGCCGAGAGGAAGUCCAACGCCUCCAGCUCGAGGAACUCCUUUUGCUACGAGAACGAGGUGGCUCUCGAAAAAGUUGAGAUGGAGGAGGAGUUUGAUGUGGAGGAAAACAGGGAGAUGAGGGGUGUUGAGGUCUGCGCACUCGAGCACACAAACACAGAUGUGGUUUCAGACCCUGAAUGCAAUCUGGACUCUUUGCCUUUGGAAUCAAGGCCUUUGACAGCAGAAUCAGAAAUAUGACUGCAGUUAUAAAGAAGAGUUAAAAACUACCACAGGGCAUGUUAAAGAUAAUGAAUUUGGUCCCGAUGGCUGUUCUUUAUAAUGCACGACAGUUUGUAAAAGGCUGUGAUUUGAGUAUGGGGUUCUCUUUGGAGAAGCUUACACACAAGACACCAUGGGAAUCCACACACGUUAUAUGUUAUGGUGAAAGGGGUGAAGAAUGAACUGGUUGCAUGCAGUAGAUCUAGAUGGAUAAUAUGGGUAAGAGGCCUCUUGGUUAUAAUGCGUCUUUUUUAGUGUGUGGCCUAAACGUCACAUAAGUUUAUGUCUGGCUAAAAUAAUUAAAUAUAGAUUUAAAAAUAAAAGGAUUUUAACGUAAAACUUUGAAAUUUACCUUCAAAUGUCAACCCAAAUUUACAAAUUUCUAGUCAUUUUAAAUCCAGGAAUCUUGUUUUAAAGGCUAAAACAUUUAAAGCACCAAACCACCUGCACAAAGGUUACUGUUAGCUAAUGAGCUGGCCUCUUAGCAAAGUAUAUUUACGGUCCUGUUCAGCGUGGUGGUCUUGGUGUUGCUCUCAUGGCGUGACGCAGGAAAGGGAUGCCUCGCACGGAUUACGAGCUAAAGCACACUAUGCUCCUCGGCCCGUCAUCUUGUCCAAGUAUAGCAUCUCUUGCAACGUGUGCCUUAACAAAAAAAAGUCUCAGUCCUGGUGUAGGCACUCUGAGCACACACUGCAAUAGAUGUCACAGGAAGAAGAGGUAUUAAAGAGGUGAUUCACUGUGCAGUAUACUGCCACUUCUUGCAGGUCUUCGUUUUCUUAUGUGCAAUACCGGUCAGUGGUAGAACGUGACAGUAAACUCAACCCUGAGCCAAGGUUAUGAAUGUUGAUAAGUGCUGCUAAGUUACAUAUUCUAUGAUUAGAAGGGAAAUCUGAGGAGCCAAAAUGUAUUAUUUGUCUUUUAAAGUAUCCAUUUUGAGGAUUGCAGAUGCAGCCUAUAUUGUUAUUUCUAGAUGUAGACGAGCAUGAUUCUGUCGAUGUGUUUUCCAAAGCUUUAAUGUCCUUUUUUUUUCCUCUCCAGAAAAUGUUCUCCACACAACAGCAGAGACUGUUUUAUUAACUUAAAGCCAAAUGUGUACAUAUAUAUAAGAGACAACAACCGGCACUCAUCUGUUAGUUGAUGUUGAUUUGAAACCAGACUUUAUCCUCAUCUAACAACGGCUAGCUGUUGAAACAUUGAAUAAGUUGAGUGUUCUUGGCGUGGCGGACAUGCAGAAUUCGGACACAUGGUAGUCUGCUGAUUAAUAUUUCAGUCACAAUGUAGACCACUUGACUUCAGUCUUACACAAAAAAGACCUUUAAUGUUUCUUAACUGUUAUUGUGACACACACUCACGCUUAGAUCUGUGGAAGCAGAACACUGCACUGCUUCUCUGCUGAGGAAAUUAGAAUUAAAACAUUUCAUCUGUUCUCACACUGACACUUCUCCUGUCUUGGGUCUUUAUUUUUCUACAAGAGUCUUCCUGCCUUCCUGCACAAACCAGAGACUGUACAGUUUUUUUUUUUAAAACAUCUUUUUGUAAAUUAUUAUGCAAAUACUGUGUAUUGAUAUUGCAGUUGUUGAAAACAGUUUAGGUCCUUUUUUCAAUAAAAAUGGAAAAAAAUAAAUAAAAAAAUCUUGAAGUUGAUGCAUUAAUUGUAAACAAACAAAUCCGUUUCAGCCAAUGACCCAAAAUGUGUGACAUCUGGAAGCCCGCUCUGCUGUUUUCGCUGACUCUAAUUUGGAGCUGCGGGCCAAAU